CAAUAAUAUAUAGUCAGUGUCUUGAAGCAAGUAACGUUGUAAUAAUCCAAAUUAAAUUGCUUGUUCUAUGUAAAUACACAAGUCAGGCACCGUUUCUUCGAACUGUCACAAAAAGUGUUGUGACAAAGGGCUGGUUACACAGCCCAAAUUGAGGUGUGUAUGGUUAUUGGAAGAUGGCAUUUGUGAGAAAAACCUACUACAUUCAAGUUCUUUCCGCGAUUGCGUGCAUUUUGUGUCUUUGUUGCCAAUGUGGUGGAAGUGUGGUUAAAGGACCGCAGAUCAGUCUUAAAGAAAAGGAAGAAUGCGACGCCACGAGUGCUGUGAUCACACACCAAGAUCUAGAAGACGUACAGUGGUUUGGGAAAUGCGUUGUCAAAUAUUACGGUUUACAGCCAUCAUCGCCAGACGCAGAAUUAAAAAAACCACAGUUCAGUGCUUAUUUAAAGAAUCAAAUCCCUGACAGUUUUGAGAAAACUGGGAUGCGUAUCCAGCGUUUCUUCAAACGCAAUAAUGAUUGGGCUAAAACUAAAGCCAAUCCACUGUAUAACAAAGUUGGCGACAGCAGCAAUUUACUGAUUAUUACGGAUGCCAGAUAUUUCUAUGUUACCUAUCUGCUCUUUGUUUUGAGUGGAAACACCCUCAAAGCUUGCUCUAAAGACGCGAACGACAAGAUUAUAGUUCCGAAAAAUGUUUGUUUUCUUCCACCUUAUGGCACAACAUCUGCCACAUCAGACUACGAUGUCGGUUUGAUCGGGAGAACCUCUGGAACAUUAACUGUUAAAUUCAAUAACUACUUUCAAAAAGUAUUCCAGAAACCAUCAGAACAAGUGUUUGAUACAAAUAUCUAUGGAUUUUCAUUGGAGUAUGCUAUACCACAGGUGUUCACCGGGUUGUCGUUGUUUUAUACGCGAGUUCUGCCGCAGCUUGAUUUUGAACCUCAAUUUCAAAUGUUGGAGUUAGCUGGCGCUUACAUGAAGAUGUAUCGUUAUAAUCAAGUGUACUUCGCGAGUUUGGAGAAGUAUGCUGAGGAACAAUUGGGUGGUCUAGGUGUUAUAAAGGAUGUCAGGAAUCGCAAUUUAUACUUCAAGAAAUGGAUUCAAAGAUUUAUAAAAAUGGACAAGAAGAAAUCGCUUAAAGGUGGCGAGGAUUUACGCACUGCACACAACGAGGAGUACAACGCUAUCAUUAAGGAUGUGGAAAAAUUGUUUGACUCCCAAUAUACUGGCGACGUGACGAAGUAUGUUCUUGAGAUGAGCAAGGCUCUAAUGUAUGCAGCCGAAGCCUACCACACACGAGGGGCGAUACGUCAUGUAGUCGGGGUACUGCAGCUAAAGCUCAGUAAAAGCAUACUAACUGUGAUGGACUACUGGGUGUCCAUGAUUGAGAACUGGGCGGAUGCUAAUAAAGCAUUAAAUCACUGUGUUGGCUCGGCAGAGACCUGCCUUUUAACCAUGUGUAAAUAUCUCUUUCGCACAUUUGACGCCAUGAAAGGAAUUCACUUUACACUAGUGAACCCGGUGGGUGUUCGUAAUGCACUACUUGAACCUAUCAAGAAGUUCCUGCCAAAGUAUCCAGUAUUUGGAGGUGAUAGCGACCUCGAGGUUUUAACACGAGGUUGGGUGGCUAAAUACAAAGGCAAGGUGCCUGAGCUACCAUAUGAUGCCGCAAAGCUGUUUCUCACGAAGGUUGGUUGUACUGAAGAGGAACGACCACCUGCCACAAGUCUCUCGAAAGCGUGUUUAGGCAGAAUGCAAAAGCUGGUGGAAGCCUACGAUCACCUAUUAGUAGCUACAACUAGAAAAACAAGCACAGAGAAAGUCAUACUUUUAACAACGAGCGGGCAAGUAAAGACUAUGCCUGUGUAAUCAGUAUAAUUGAUUGAUAUUUGGACCAAAUAAUACUACUCAUGCAGUUUUGUUCAGUCGUUGCAUCACUUACAUCACUUAUCAGUUGCUAGAACUGAUGAGCGUCAAUGCAUUCAACUUCCUUGACCUUAUUAUGAAACAAAACAUAACACGCGAGCUCCUUUAAGGAGAUCAAUGAACUGCCCAAUAUACAUGUUAUAUAUGGUACUAAAAAUUUUAAUUUGAAGUGUUUGCAUGUUGUUAUGAUAAUUUUCGUGAGUGCG
This is a messenger RNA of Dendronephthya gigantea, 2128 nucleotides long. RefSeq lists its product as uncharacterized. Bases 174 to 1865 code for a protein of 563 amino acids. NCBI's taxonomy places the organism in Eukaryota, Metazoa, Cnidaria, Anthozoa, Malacalcyonacea, Nephtheidae. The record is from RefSeq and is a predicted model, not a curated record. The transcript has 8 exons.